AUGCCUCGCCGCGCUAACACAUCAGCACUACCUCCUUCUGGUAGAGAAUCGGAUCAGAAUUUCAGCGACAUGCAAAGCUUCUUAUCCUCGGAUCCUGACAUUGCGCCUGAGCAAAUGCAUCGAACACUUCACCCGACACCUGCACUAUCUCCUCUACCUACCAGAGACGAAUUCUACAUGACCGGAAUCACACGCAUCACACCUCCACCUCCACCUCCAGAUGGCUAUAGAUGCUCCAUAUGCAUAGAAACACUGAUUGGUGAAUAUGUCCUACUACGAAGAUGCGGCCAUGUCUUCCACGCAACUUGCAUACGCAUGUGGUUCCAGGGAACGCCGAGAGCACCAGCUUGUCACAUGGAUUGUCCAUUGUGCCGAACAGUGUUGUACGAAGCUGUUAAGAGACCUUCAGCGCUGAGCAUUCAGGGCACUGGGAGUGAGUCUGGAGAGACAGCGGAGAUGUUGGAGCCGGCAAACUAUCGAUCAGGGCAAGAUAGCGAACAAUUGCAGCGGCUCGCCGCGGAUUGGGGUCGAUUCGGCCAGCAUUUGCGACCUGCGUACGCAACUCCUAUGAUUAAUGUGCCGCAUCAGUCUGCCGUGGCCACAGCUGAAGAGCAGCUCAGACAGCUAUAUGCAUCGACCAUUCCUCAGCAAACACAGGGAAACGUCUUACAGUAUGACUUACUGCGAGGCCAGUGGAAGUACAUGGUUACUCGACUGAACCAGAUCGGACAGUGCGCAGAUAUGCUGAAUAUGCGCCAAUUCGCCCUUCUACAUCGCCUCUCGUGCAUCCUCAACGUCGCACAGGAGAAGGGCCUGCGAUGA
Molecule: messenger RNA, 822 nt
Organism: Parastagonospora nodorum SN15
Lineage: Eukaryota; Fungi; Ascomycota; Dothideomycetes; Pleosporales; Phaeosphaeriaceae
Exons: 2
Coding region: 1-822 (273 amino acids)
Biological process (GO): protein ubiquitination
Molecular function (GO): ubiquitin protein ligase activity
Source: RefSeq, a predicted model, not a curated record